This is a messenger RNA of Neopelma chrysocephalum (saffron-crested tyrant-manakin), 2981 nucleotides long. RefSeq names its product phosphatidylinositol 4-kinase type 2 beta (gene PI4K2B). Gene Ontology annotation, molecular function: 1-phosphatidylinositol 4-kinase activity. NCBI's taxonomy places the organism in Eukaryota, Metazoa, Chordata, Aves, Passeriformes, Pipridae. Bases 351 to 1505 code for a protein of 384 amino acids. Gene Ontology annotation, cellular component: endosome; lysosomal membrane; plasma membrane. The transcript has 12 exons. The record is from RefSeq and is a predicted model, not a curated record. Gene Ontology annotation, biological process: endosome organization; phosphatidylinositol phosphate biosynthetic process; Golgi organization.
UUACAUUAUUUGAGAAAAGGCAGUUACACCAGCAGGAGAUCUGGGACAGCUUUGCAUCUUUACUAGGGACUGCCAGUGAAUCCUCGGCAGGUGGAAGCUUCCCUGGAACUGUCCUUUGCCCCACGAGGCGGUCGCAGGGGCUGGCAGUUUUAAGAUCAGACGGCUAAUUGGCACGUGAAGAGUGCAUAUUGACCGUCCUGCUUCUGCUUCGUUUUGGAAGUUACCGUGAUGAUAUAGAACAAUGUCGUGUAAAGCGUGGGGAGGGAGAGCGGCUGGCUGUGGCAAGUGGUGGCCAGGAGAUAAACCUGUUCCAGAUGUAGAAAUAAGGGCAUACAGGACAUAUUGCUGAUAUGAAUAUAUUUUUAGAUGAUCCAGAAUUUGCAGAGAUUAUUCUGAGAACAGAACAAGCUAUAGAAUGUGGAGUUUUUCCAGAAAGAAUCUCUCAAGGAUCCAGUGGGAGUUACUUUGCCAAGGAUCCAAAAGGGAAAAUUAUUGGAGUGUUCAAACCAAAAUCUGAAGAGCCUUAUGGACAUCUAAAUCCAAAAUGGACCAAAUAUUUUCACAAAAUUUGUUGUCCUUGCUGCUUUGGCAGAGGCUGCCUCGUUCCAAAUCAGGGAUACCUCUCUGAAGCUGGUGCCUAUCUUGUGGAUGAGAAGCUGGGGCUGGGAGUUGUACCUAAAACUAAGGUCGUCUGGCUUGUCAGUGAGACCUUUAAUUACAGUGCAAUAGAUCGUGCAAAGUCAAGAGGAAAAAAGUAUGCUUUAGAGAAAGUGCCAAAAGUUGCUAAAAAAUUUAAUCGAAUUGGACUACCUCCUAAGGUUGGCUCCUUCCAGUUGUUUGUUGAAGGAUAUAAGGAAGCUGACUACUGGCUCAGGAAGUUUGAAACUGAUCCUUUACCUGAGAACACAAGGAAAGAAUUUCAGUCACAGUUUGAAAGAUUGGUUAUCUUGGAUUAUGUCAUCAGAAACACAGACAGAGGUAAUGAUAACUGGUUAGUCAGGUACGAAAAAGAAGAUGAUGGACUUGAUCUUUCAGAUAAGGAUAGCCAAUGGACUAUAACUAAAGAAUCUAUUAAAAUUGCUGCAAUUGACAAUGGUUUAGCAUUUCCUUUUAAGCAUCCUGAUGAGUGGAGGGCAUAUCCCUUUCACUGGGCUUGGCUUCCUCAAGCAAAAGUUCCUUUCUCUCAGGAGACCAGAGAUCUUGUUCUUCCUCGCAUUUCUGAUAUGAACUUCGUACAGGACCUUUGCGAAGAUCUUUAUGAACUGUUUAAGACUGACAAAGGAUUUGACAAGGCUACUUUUGAAAACCAGAUGUCUGUUAUGAGGGGACAGAUACUAAACCUUACUCAGGCAUUAAAGGAUGAAAAAAGUCCCAUUCAGCUUGUUCAGAUGCCACGUGUGAUUGUAGAGCGAAGUAGCACUGGAAGUCAGGGCCGAAUUGUUCACCUGAGUAAUGCAUUCACACAGACCUUUCAUAGCAGGAAGCCUUUCUUUUCCUCCUGGUAGCAACAAAAAUACGUGGGAAGAGUAAGUUCUCUUAACUUCAGAAAGCUACUUUUGUGUAAAGGCUCUGCAAUAACGUACUUCUGCUGUAUACCAAGAGCUCUGACUGCCAACACCUCAGAACUUAAAUUCUAAAGACUUAAGAAAUGUAUUUUGAAUGUAAUAAAAGUUUACAAUUUUUGUGUCAAAAUUGUGAAUUCUUACGUCAGGGAAUGAGAAGAAUUUGUCCAUACUAUAUUUUUAUAGGCUAAAUUAAUGUAUUCUGAAUAAGGGAAGCUAGUUUGCAUAUGCUGAAAAACUAAUUUUGAAUACAGUAGGAUUUUUUUUGUUUAAUAUACAUGUGAGAAUCUAUACACUAUCAAUUUCUUUUUAUAUGGCCUUUGGAAAAAAAAUUUCAGAAUGUUAUCUUUGAUUGUGAAAAAUGCUUUUCCUUGGAAUUUUUUCCUGAUAUUUUAAACUGGUUAUAGAUUUUUGUAGGCUAGUUACUUGAAAAGUCAUGCACUUAAAAUAAUAAUCUGUCCUUGACAAACAAGUAGGAGAAAGGGAGAAGGGGAAAAAAUGCUCCAACUACUUUUUUUUUUUUUUUGCACGCAGGGACCAAAAAUAGUUAAGUAGGUGAAUUACAGCAAAAUUCAACCUGAAUGAAUACACAGUUUCUACUGUGACAAUAGAAACUGAGUGUACAUUUCAGAGGUUGAAGUUUCAUUGUAGUGUUUAGAACUUGUGUAUUUAAGCAUAUAUAUGGAAAUUUGUGAUAUUUCUUUAUAGAUGCAUCACAAUGAAGGAAUUGCACCGUGUUGUUAGGUUUCUUUUGCCAUGCACUAUAAAUGUGUUCAUCAGUUGUCACCAAAGUGGUUCUGCACUGUUAGUGACAGAAUCACUGUGUUCAUCACGAAGCCAGUUUGCCUUCUAAAUUUCUAGCUAAACACAGUUUUUGGUUUUUUGACUGGAAAAAAGAGAACACUUUUUUUUUGACUGGAAAAGACUGUAAUGCAUACAGCAGAGAAUUAUUAUUGUGCUCUUAGCAAUGUCAUGCUCCCCUGCCAAUUGCCAUUUGCAUUUAUGUUUAAAUUACCUGGUUUAAGACUUGAUGGUCAUGUUUCUAGGUCUGCGGCUUCUGUAACGUGAUAAAUAUUUUUAUUUUAGUAAUUUCCUGGACAUUUAAGACUGGGAAUGGGAGAAAGAUUGCUGCUUUUAUGAAACUUUCAGUAUUUCAGACAUUGCUGUAUUUUGUAAUUCUAAGCAAUACUGUUGGAACUCAGAAAUAAUAAAAUGCUUGUAUUUUAUGUAAUUUUGAGUGUAUGUAAAUAUUAAUGUAGCACGUUAGCAAAGUCACAAAACUGAGAUGUUUAAGCCUUAAAUGUAAAUCCCACCGCAAGGUGGAGCUCGAAAGGAGAUGGAAACGCCCACCUUUAUAAACUUGACAUGAUUGUUUUUAUCCAGACGGUUUAUUAAAAAAUUAAAGACAGUGUUGAUGCA